GCUGCCAGCCGCAUCUCGCUCGACUUUAUUUUAUAUAAUGGGCAGACAAAACGAAAAAGCUGAGACAAACCCGGAAGAACAGGCUACAGCGCUAAAGGAUGCAUGGGCGAUUCGGCCAUGCCACUUGUACAAGGAUGAAUACGACGAUUGUAGCAGUUUUAAGGCACGUUUCCACCAGUACUUCAUCCAUGGCAAGGACAGCGAUUGCUCGCAAUGGCUGACCGACUAUAAAAAUUGUGAGCGCUUCCAACAGUCCAAUGGAAACGAUGUGGUUGCUGGCCAGGCGAUCAUAAAGAGCGAGGAGCAACGGAGACAAAUUCGCCUGCACGCUCAUUAUGCGAAUAAUACAUGGGAGAAGCGCAAACAACCGCCAGAGGAUUGGGCCAAGCCGCUGCCCGAAUGGAUGGAAAAACGAAAUGAAAAUACUUACCUAGAGCUUAAGCAAAAGGAACUGAUGGGCCUAGCAACACCACAGGCGGAAGGCGGUUCAUUUUGCACAAUAAUGUAGAAAUAAUAAAGGAUCUUUUAAGCCAA
Messenger RNA from Scaptodrosophila lebanonensis, 534 nucleotides. RefSeq names its product UPF0545 protein C22orf39 homolog. The record is from RefSeq and is a predicted model, not a curated record. The transcript has 2 exons. Lineage: Eukaryota; Metazoa; Arthropoda; Insecta; Diptera; Drosophilidae. The coding region runs from base 38 to 508 and encodes 156 amino acids.